Messenger RNA from Ilex paraguariensis (yerba mate), 1076 nucleotides. The record is from the annotation of a GenBank genome assembly. Lineage: Eukaryota; Viridiplantae; Streptophyta; Magnoliopsida; Aquifoliales; Aquifoliaceae.
UUAGCUUGUUCGAAAUCUAUUUACAUUCCCUCUUCUUUCCUUCUCCUUUAUUUUCUUCUUCCCCCAAAUUAUCUGUGCCCUAACAUCAUUCAGGCAAAUCAGCUGUGACCGAAGCUACACCAGCGAAAUUGCAACCCAUCUACACCCAAGCUUUCUCCACUACAAGGUGCAACCCAUUUACACCCAAGUUGCAACCCAUCUACACCAACGACCACCACCACCGAAAUUGCAACCAAUGAGCACCCAAGCCCCAUCUCAUCGCCACCAAAACCCACCACCACCUAAAACCCAUCUAUACCUCCUUCAGGCGAACCAUUAGCGAUCACCACCACCCAACGGCCAAAUCUGCUCCACCUUUGCUGCUGCUCUUCCACCAUUGACAGUAGGUUCUUCUGAAUUCAAAACUUAUUCCACAACGGAAACUAAUUGAAAUGAUGGAAAAACAAGUUACCAUUUUGCUAUAUUGGGGCGGACGAAUGGAAUAUGGAUCGGAGGGUUUAUCAUACAGUUGUCCUCCCAAAGGUGAAAUUGUUAUCAAUAGUGGUGCACAACUGCUGAAGUUGUUGAGUAAAAUUUACACUGUAAUAGGGUUGGACAGGGCACAUAACAAGUUGAAGUUGACUUGUAGAUAUCAUUUUACACUUGGAAUAGGACCAAUCAUGAAUACAUAUGUUGGUCUGAAAAUAGACAACGAUGAACUAGUGACUUCAAUGGUUAAUGUGGUACUUGACAACCCUAACAUUGCUAGUGUUGUUUUGUAUGUGGAGAUGGAGGAAUGUCCAACUUCCAGGGUGACGGGUGAAUGUUCAACUCCCAUGGGAAUGCAGGUAAUGGAUGAGUCUGGAAUGUUGCAUUUUCUAAGCAACACACACCUACCCAUGUACUCAAACAUUACAAAGAUCAGCUUGAUCAGAUACGCAAUGAGCAGGUAUACAAACAAUCGCUGGUCUUAUUAUUGUUUGUUAACUGCCAAAUUUACUUGUGGAUUCUAUUGUUGGUUUGAUGUUUGAUGCACAGCAAAUGAUCGGUCAUUAUUCAUUGGUGAGUUAUUGGAUGUGUUGUAUGAUUGGUAGUUU